Molecule: messenger RNA, 1950 nt
Organism: Laetiporus sulphureus 93-53
Lineage: Eukaryota; Fungi; Basidiomycota; Agaricomycetes; Polyporales; Laetiporaceae
Product: WD40 repeat-like protein
Exons: 9
Coding region: 1-1950 (649 amino acids)
Biological process (GO): negative regulation of transcription by RNA polymerase II
Cellular component (GO): nucleus; transcription repressor complex
Molecular function (GO): protein binding
Source: RefSeq, a predicted model, not a curated record
AUGACUCCUCGAAUGAUAAAUGCUGCGACAUUCUCCGGAAGGUCUCGCGGCUCGGUUGGCAGCGUUUCGGACGCGCGCAUGGGUUUUGCAACUCUUGGUCGCGCACCGCUUCAGCUAACAUUAGGCAGGCGGCGCAUAACGUCGCGUGACCUGCAGAUCGUGGAGGCUAUCGAUGAACUACUCAGCGAAGAGGUCCCGGAGCCAGAAGGUGUUGCGCAGAACGUCAGUCUGCUCAAGGGAUUCCAUGCGACGAUACCGAGUGCGGACAAAAGCCGUAUACGGCGAAGACAGACCCGUAAUGUGGAGGCUCCUCGGCUGGGUUUGAAAAGGCUAGGCAUGAGUGCGCGAGGUAUGCUGGGCGAUGAGGAGGACCAUGAGGGCUCGAGUGUUGCGAGUGAGGAAGACGUCGUCUUCGUGCCAAAUGAGGGGCGUGGUCGGAAGAAUAAGGCGAAGCGGAAGGGUAGGCAUCCACUGAGCGCAGGCAAGACUCUGGGGCGGGAAGAGCUCGUCCGCCAAACCAAGGAGAUCGAGCGUGAUAAGGAGAAUCUCCAUGUUCGUCGCACCCUCAUCAACAGUGAGAUAGCCGAGAUCACUCACAAAAUCGAAGCACUUGAUGCAAUGCGCGCGAGGUUGGAGCAGGACCUUCUCAAAUUGCAGGAAGACGAACUCGAGUUGGAUGAUGAACUUGAGGGCGUAAAGGAGCGGCUUGAAAUCGAGGAGUCGAGAAGUCGGACUCGGGGUGCCCCUGUCACGGAGCAUCUGCCACACAGCUCCCGUAGACGAAAAGGUCCUGUAUUCCUUCCCUCAGAACAUGAUGAGCUUCCUCCCGGAGUGGCUUUCAUGACAUUGACGGGACAUCCUGCCCCAAUAACCGCGUUAGACUUCUCAGAGCCUUACGGCACACUUGUCAGCGCAUCACAAGAGGAAUCGCAACCGCGAGUCUGGGAUCUCCUCACGGGAGCUGAGAUCGGCCGGUUGCGAGGCCAUCGAGGUAUCGUGAAGUGCAUGCAAGUUGAAGAUAACGUGUGCUUGACUGGCGGCGAGGAUGGUGCUGUCAGGCUGUGGGAUUUGCGCAAAGUGGACGAGGAUGAAGAGUGGGAGGGCGGCAUGCUGAACCUGAGCGACGUCGCAGAGGAGGACGAGAGCCACGAUGGCGAGUCGGCACAUACCAACGGCAUCCGUUCGAGCGAGAGCAGGCCGUCCAGCGUGGUUGAGGACGGACCAUGUGUGCGCGUGCUGGAAGGACAUUCGAAGGCCGUGUCUACUCUGUAUUUCGAGGACCAAUGUCUGGUUACAGGCGCGUCGGACAAGACAAUGCGGCAGUGGGAUCUGACGACUGGUCAGUGUGUCAUGACCAUGGACAUCCUCUGGGCGAUCUCGCAUCCGCCGGCUUCGAUACCGGGCAGUGCGCUUCCGAAUCACCUCUAUCCUGGGGCGGCCGCAGCUGCAGGGACAUUUGCUGUUCCCAUGCCGCCAUUUGCAGAUGGUACGUGGGAUAUGUACGAGGACUUCGUUGGCGCCGUGCAGUUCUGGGGCUAUGCGCUGGUUAGCGGAAGCGGCGAUGGCGCAGUGCGCAUGUGGGACAUGCGCACCGGACAGCCCCACCGCACACUGCUGGGCCACACCGGUCCUGUUACGUGCUUGCAGUUUGAUGAGCUGCACGUUGUCAGUGGCAGUCUUGACAAGUCCAUUCGGAUAUGGGACCUUCGAACAGGUGGCAUCUUCGAGACCCUCAAGUUCGACCAUGCCGUGACCGCACUGCAGUUUGACACAAGGAAGAUCGUAGCUGCGACCGGUGAGAAUGGCGUCAAGAUUUACAACCGCACGAGCAUGCAAUAUUCGAGCCUUCUCACGAAUGGCCAUAUGAAGCCAGUCGAAAAACUGCGCUACAUGGAUAGAUACCUCAUCUCUGGUGGACGGGACGCUGCGCUGAAGAUCUGGGCUCUAUGA